Molecule: messenger RNA, 4979 nt
Organism: Dipodomys ordii (Ord's kangaroo rat)
Lineage: Eukaryota; Metazoa; Chordata; Mammalia; Rodentia; Heteromyidae
Gene: Clec14a
Product: C-type lectin domain family 14, member A
Exons: 1
Coding region: 39-1478 (479 amino acids)
Biological process (GO): cell migration
Cellular component (GO): external side of plasma membrane; extracellular matrix
Molecular function (GO): extracellular matrix protein binding; extracellular matrix binding
Source: RefSeq, a predicted model, not a curated record
CAUAAGCUGGGAGCCGCCGUGGGCACAGGGCCUCAAAGAUGAGGCCCGCACUUGCCUUGUGCCUCCUCUGCCAGGUAUUCUGGCCCAGACCGGGCAGUGGCGAACAUCCCACGGCCGAUCGAGCAGGUUGCUCGGCGUCGGGGGCUUGCUACAGCUUGCACCACGCGACCAUCAAGCGGCUGGCAGCCCAGGAGGCCUGCAACCUGCGCGGCGGGACGCUCAGCACGGUGCACGGGGGCGCGGAGUUGCGGGCGGUGCUGGCGCUCCUGCGGGCGGGUCCCGGGCCGGGAGGCGGUUCCAAAGACCUUCUGUUUUGGGUGGCUCUGGAGCGCGGGCGAUCCCACUGUACGCUGGAGAACGAGCCAUUGCGAGGCUUCUCCUGGCUGUCCCCCGACGCCGGCGAGUCUGACAGCGCCACGCUGCCGUGGGUGGAAGAGCCACAGCGCUCCUGUACGGUGAGGAGUUGUGCGGGACUCCAGGCCACCCGCGGGAUCGAGCCUGCAGGUUGGAAAGAGAUGCGAUGCCAUAUGCGCGCCAAUGGCUACCUGUGCAAGUACCAGUAUGAGAACUUGUGUCCGGCGCCCCGUCCUGGGGCCGCCUCAAAUUUGAAUUUCCGCGCUCCGUUCCGGCUCAGCAGCUCCGCGAUGGACUUCAGUCCUCCGGGGACCGAGGUGAGUGCCACGUGCGGCGGGGAGCCAACCAUCACGGCCACCUGCGUGGCGGAAGAGGCUGGCGCGCGCUGGGACGGGCUGUCCCCAGAAGCAGUGCUCUGCCCCUGUCCCGGGCCGUAUCUCCGCGGGGGCCAAUGCGCACGGCUCUCCGACUGUCUGGACGACUCCGGAGGCUUUGUCUGCAAAUGUAUUGAGGGCUUCGAACUGGGGAAGGAUGGACGUUCUUGUGUGACCAAAGGGGAAGGGCAGCCAGCCCCUGGGGGGUCCCACGUACCCAGCAGGAGCGUGCCAGUCACUGAGGCCAGUCUGGGGCCAGAGAGAACAUGGUCACCCCGAGUCCGCGAGGAGUCCAGUGUCACUGGGCGAGGCAUUUCUGCGACAUCUGUUCCUGACAUUCUUCCGUGGGGACCACACAGCACCAUAACUACCCUGCAACUGUCCCCGCAAACCACCCCACCGGGAAGUGUGGACCCUGGGCUUCAUUCUACCGUUUCCAUUCCAAAGGCCUUUGACUACUCCUCCACUGUGGUCUUCAUACUCGUAAGCAUAGCUGUGGUGGUAUUGGUGAUCUUGACCAUGACAGUGCUAGGUCUUUUCAAACUCUGCUUUCACAAGAGCCCUUCCUCACAGCCAAGGAAGGGAACUUUGGGUUCACCUGGCGAGGAGAGUGAUUCAGAGGCCACUGCCUUACGCUCCAAUUCUGCACAUUGCCUGGACAAUGGAGUGAAGGCCAGGGAUUGCAGUGUGUGGGCUCAAGCAGAAGAUGCCUCCCCGUCCAGGCACUCUCUUGGCUCCGGGAACACUUAGGGACACCGAGGACGUGAACACUGUUCUUACAGACCUUUCAGAGUUUACUUGUGGAAUUACAAUUCCUACAGUCAUUCCCAUUCCAAUCAUUUUCCUCUGGUCCACCUAGGAGCCAUGCUAUUGCAUUUGAAUAGCUUGCUCAGUCCUAGGAACUGGAAGAGGUUAAGUGCCUGAGGGGUGGGUCGGAGGGCAGGGUCAUUCAGGAGGAGAUAUUUGGUGAUGUUUCUGAGGAAUUUGGAGAAGCAGCAAAUAGAAAACAAUAUAAUGUUUGGAAAGUUAAUUUUUUCCCCCCAAAUAGAAAAGUGUUCAGACUGGGAAUAUAUUUGCUUGAAAACUUCCAGACCAAAAAAAUAAAAAAUAAAAAUAAAUAAACAAAGGAUAUUUGGCAACCCAGAUUCAAAUAUAUUUGGCUUUGGUAAGAAAUAAUUAUUUAAGAAAAGAGCAUGAUGGACAUCACUACUAGAGGACAUGGUACUUUUAAAUUGAAAGGAAAAUCCUUAAGCCCUUGUAAGAAGGAAAAGAUCUUUCAGAACUAGUAACUUUUCCCUUUGUUCUUUGUCCUUUGCUUUCAAAGUCACUGCUACUUGUGUGCUUUGCUAUAAAUCCAACAUGUAGUGUUGCCAGACACUGGCUUUGGAAGCAAAUUACAGUUGACCACCAAUUCAACUGUUUAUUGUGUGUCCUUGCCCAAGGAAACAAAUGAUUUGUGUUUCUCUCUUUCCAAUGUGCUCUACAGUGUAAUGACCUCUCCAACCAAAUCACCUCCUCUGCUUCAACAUCAGGAUGCUGAUCCUCACUUUUAAUUAUGCUGAUGUUAAUUCUCAAUUAAAACGUUAAUGCUAAUUAUUGAUUUGAAAUCUUCUGGGUGCAUUUGAGUGUAAGUAAGCUGGGUUUUCUCCAAAGUUGCUAAAUUCUUAUGCAUUUUUAAUCUAGAAGCAAAAGUGGAGUGCCAAACUCCUCCCCUUCUCUUCUUAAUAAAUGUGAUAAUGCAUGUUCAUCUUGGAAUGAUUACAAGAUAUGGUCAACAGCUUUGCAUAGAAGUGAGAGAAUAAGAAAGAAAUGAUAAAAGCCUAUCAUGUUAUUGUGACUUGGGGUGUUAGAAAGUAAUGAAAAUGAAGCUUUCUGCUGAAAAAUAACUAAAGACAUAAUUAAAAUCACUAGUGGAAUCCAGGUCCCUAGGAAACUGCUCAUUUUUAUUCAUAUGCUGACUUCAAAAAUGUUGUAGAGGUUGACACCUCUGUUGUGGAGAGAUAGAGAAACAAGUCUCCUUGUGGGAGAAACAGGAAAAAGUCAUAUUUUCCUAGAAUUAUUUUUACUUUCUUGAGUAUACUAUGCUCAUACUUAAAUAUUUAGGUUUAAAAUGAGUGAAUGUCCAGUGAUAAAAUAAUCUACUAGAAAAUUAAAACAGUUCAAUCCAUAAAUCUAUGUUCUAAAUUUAUGUAGCUGAUAUAGUAAUAUCAAAGGAAUGAAAUAAUGGAUUAUUUGCCUCAUCUAAUAAAUAUAUUUAUAAAUAAUAACAUUUAAAUAUAGUCACAGAUGAUUGGAAUUAACAAUAUAUGAUAGAAAUUUAAGUACCAUAGUUUCACAAGUGAAAACUGACCAAUAUUAUAAAUGCCCUUACUCACAUCCUCCAGCUCAUCAGAAUUCACCUGCCUUGGCUGUCAUGGCUUUCCUCUUCACUAUAUGAUCUGUCAGUAGAGAAGGUUAACUACUUGAGUGGAGUAGACAUAGUGCUGUCUUUACAACUUCAAAAUAGUCUCAUCUAUAACUGAACUGAAUAUGUAUGCAUGUAAAUGUAUGUAUAUGUGGAUAUGCAUACCCAUACAUAUCCUUUUUUUAAAAGGAUGCUCUUGAAUGAUUGCUUCAAUAAAAUAGACCAUGUGUAAUUAACUCAUUAUGCAACAGAUGACAUUAUGGAUCUUUGGCUCUAAAUGCCCUGGUGAAGAAGAAAUAGGUGUCAACUCAAUUGUCCCCUUAUUUCCUCUUAUAAGUGAAUCAGGAAAGAAUUAUAUCAGGGACUAUUGUCUCCUCUUAUUUCCUCUUAUAAGUAGAUCAGGAAAAAAAUUAUAGGAAGAUGUUUGUUUUUAUCUUUGAUUCCCUAGCAGAUAGUAACUUCAGAGAGUCACUGCAUUGCACAGAAUUUCCUUUGCUUUGUGUCUAUUUGAUUUCUUCCCUAAAAUAUUGAUUGCACAGCAGAGUCAAAACUGUUGGACAUGAUCUCUUAAGAGUCUUUCAGAAGUUAGGGUCAAUGUCCUUCCUCCCUAAUAUUUACUUAAAAGCUUCUGGGGCCAUGUUCAUCUUCUAGUUUCCUGUUCACUUAUUCCUUAUAAUGAAGACUGAGAAUCAACUCUGCAGUCCUUCAUUCCAUCCUAAACACUGUCAUUACCUCAGAAACCAUCUUGCCUGACUCCUUAAUGUAUGCGCUUUUUGGUUCUCUGACUUCCUUGUCUCCGGUGACUUCCAUUUCAUUUCAGCUGUGCACUCCAUGGCCAUAUUCUUUGAAAACUCCAAGUCUGUUCUGCCUCUUGCAAUGACCACAAGGUCAGUGCUUUUCACAGCUACUUUGAAAGGUGACUUUUUCUAAGGAUUCCUUAGUGCUAGAGAGGUGAGAUAGAAAUAAGACAAAUUAAGAUGUGAUGAAACUCACUUUUCUUAUCCAGACUGACCUAUUUUUCUCGAGCAGACACUUCUUGAACUAUUCGUAGCCUUUCAUUAAUUCCAAGAGUCCUGAAAAUUUUGAGUUUGACAUUUUUCCCCCAUCAGGUUCCUCAUUAAGUAGAGCAGAUUUUCAGAAAACUCAUUCUACCAUGAGAAAAUGCCAUCAGUGUGUUUCUUUUACUUAUCUUAUCUCUUUAGACUUCUUCAUUCUGGAAAAAUUCCCCAGUCUCUCCUUGACUUCUAAGACAUUAAUAGUUGGAGAGAUAAUAUGCUUGUUAUUUUUGUGUGUAAUGCUCUUAAAAUAACAUUUGUUUCCUCAUUCAAGCUACAUGUACUUGUCUAGAAUAUUGAGAAAGGGUGCUUUGUUACCUUAUCUCCCUAGAAGUUGGCAGAUGAUUUAAAGAUUUUCUUGUGUGUUUUUUCUUCCCUUUGAAUAUUUUUCUACUAGACAUUCCUCUUUUGUGAUUAAUAAGCACUUAGUAGGCAGAUAAUUUGAGACUAUGUGAAUAUCCUGUUUCUUUUAAUAUUUUUACUUAUAUCAGUGUAUAUUCAUGUCUUUUCAUUUUAUUCAAUAGGAAGCUAGUGUUAUUGUUUAUUUUGAUAUUCAAUCAUCUCAAGUUUGUGUAAUAUGACCCCCUUUCAGCUUGUCUCUUGUGGUCUAACAGGUCCUCAACAUUCCUUGGAAAGUUUAGUGCAGGUUUGUAAUCUUCUCUGUUUAUGUUUAAUAAACUCUGGUCAAUUUUAGAGGAAAAUGAUAAUCAGAAAACAUGAUUUGUGUAUAGGUUCUUGUCCCUAGAUUUCUCCUUAAUAGAGUUAGGGUGUGUAGGUGUGUGUGUGUGUGUG